This is a messenger RNA of Fusarium coffeatum, 2322 nucleotides long. RefSeq lists its product as uncharacterized. Gene Ontology annotation, biological process: dephosphorylation. Gene Ontology annotation, molecular function: phosphatase activity. The transcript has 2 exons. Lineage: Eukaryota; Fungi; Ascomycota; Sordariomycetes; Hypocreales; Nectriaceae. The record is from RefSeq and is a predicted model, not a curated record. Bases 1 to 2322 code for a protein of 773 amino acids.
AUGGAGGCCCGAAAGAUCGUUGAGAGUGUUCAGGGUAUCUACGGCGGUCAGACUACCCAUGGCACUUUACGACUGACCGACUUCCACCUGGUGUUCUGCGCGCCUAUCGAUCAGUCCGGAACAACUCCUGAUCCUUCUCAGAAACCCAGAGUUCGCGAAAGAUGGAUUCCCUUUCCUAUGUUAUCAUAUUGCGCAUUCCGGCCCGUCCCGCCUGGAUCCCGCCAGUCCCCGUCGAUUCGAUUACGAUGCCGUGACUUCACGUUUGUAACAUUCAACUUCGCCGACAGUGAAAUCGCUCGCGACACAUUCGAUUUCAUCAAAUGCCGGACUUGCAAGCUUGGAACUGUCGAGAAGCUUUAUGCAUUCAACCAUAAACCCCUGAAGCACGAGCGAGAGGUUGGCGGCUGGUCAUUCUAUGAUCCAAAAGCGGAAUUCAGGCGACAAGGAGUUAGUGAGAAGUUGCCCGACAAAGGCUGGAGAAUCACCCACAUCAAUAAGGAUUAUACCUUCUGUGAUACAUACCCUGCUUUCUUGGUCGUCCCAACCAAAAUAUCGGAUAACGUCCUUAAAUAUGCAAAGGAGUUUCGCUCGAGGAAUCGUAUACCGGCGCUGUCAUACAUUCACCCUAUCAACAACUGCACCAUCACUCGAAGCUCUCAGCCCCUGUCUGGAAUUACGAGAAAGACAAAUGUUCAAGAUGAGAAACUAGUAGCGGCGUCUUUUAAUGCUCUAUUACCACCAGGGUCCGAAGACAACACUCCUUUAUCGAGUCAAGCUGAUGUAUCCCUCGGAAACUCAACAACAGAGCCAGACCUUUCCGACACCGAACGUUAUGAAGACGAUCUUAUUACGAAAUCAUCUGCUGUCUACGAUGCUGCUGGAAAACGUCAAAUAUACGGUGCCCAACAGAGUAAUUUAAUUGUAGAUGCCCGCCCAACUAUCAACGCCAUGGUCAACCAAGUUCAGGGUAUGGGUUCAGAGAAUAUGGACAAGUACAAGUUUGCACGGAAGAUAUUCCUUAGUAUUGAGAAUAUCCACGUCAUGCGGAGCUCCCUCAACAAGGUUGUUGACGCUCUCAAAGACGCCGAUAUUUCCCCUUUGCCACCGAACCGAGAGUUGCUCCAUCAAAGUGGUUGGCUACGGCACAUUCACGAUGUUCUGGAUGGAUCAGCUAUCAUUGCUAGGCAAAUUGGUAUCAACCACUCCCAUGUUCUCAUCCAUUGCUCUGAUGGCUGGGAUCGCACGAGUCAGCUCAGUGCACUGGCACAGAUCAUGCUUGACCCUUACUAUCGUACUAUCGAAGGAUUCAUCGUUCUCAUCGAGAAGGACUGGCUUUCCUUUGGACACAUGUUCCGACUGCGAUCCGGCCAUCUGAACCACGAAGACUGGUUCACCGUGCAGAGGGAUGCUUUUGCUGGUUCAAAGGUGCAGCCUGGUGAGAACGAUGGCCGAGGUGAUGCUUUCCAGAAUGUGUUAAGCGGUGCAAAGCGUUUCUUCAACCAGAACAAGGACGAUCCAGACUUGGCUGCAGUUGUUGAGACGGCGCCGGGAAAGGUAGUCGACGAUGAAGCAACAUCCCCAAAGAUGGUUAGUCCCGUCUUUCACCAAUUCCUCGACUGCACUUAUCAACUUCUACGUCAAAAUAAUACUCGAUUCGAAUUUAACGAGCGUUUCCUACGCCGACUUCUCUACCACCUGUACUCGUGUCAAUACGGCACGUUCCUGUUCAACUCCGAGAAACAAAGAAAGGAUGCGCGAGUUGCGGAGCGAACAUCUUCAGUUUGGGACUACUUCCUCUGCCGACGGGCUGAAUUCACCAACCCGGAUUUUGAUGCCGGCAUCGAUGAUCACGUAAAGGGACAAGAGCGUAUUCUUCUACCGCGAUUGAAGGAUAUCAGGUGGUGGCACCAGGUGUUCGGAAGAACUGAGGAUGAAAUGAAUGGUGGUCUAAAUGCUGCUGCGGCAGCCGAGACCGACCGGCAAACCGCCAUAUCAAAUCUUCAGUACCCUAGUGUCAUUCAAGCAGAUACUGAUCCAAGAUUAUCGACCUCAAGUUCCAAAUCUGGCCCCCCCUCAGUCCUUACCGGCGUUGAGACAGCUCACGAGAUGUUGACGCCAGAGGCACGGCAUACGCCAAUCGAUCGAAGCGCAUCUACUGAGCCCGGCGGUAACACUUUUGCCGCCAUCAGAGAUGGGAUCGCGGGUCUCAAUCUAGGUAAGGGGGUGCUUGGGCAAUUUACCAACACUGGCGAUUCUGCCUCAUCCUCAGAUCCGAUUCCUGCGCCCCCUCGCAACGACCAGGAGUUGCGUGGGAUGACAUAG